AAGAGGAGAAGGUCGUGGAGGAGGAGAAAGAGGAGGGUGUUUUUGCUCGUGUCUAUUUAUAAUCGACUGUUUCUUUUUUUUUGGUCGUUAUUUUUUUUUUCGCGAGGUCUAAUGCUGGAGUUGCGGCACAGAGAAAAUAAUGUGAAGAUUUUUGUGUAGGACAUGCGCAGAUGCGGGAUGCCAUAUUGCACAGAGAGAGAGAGAAAGAGAGAGAGAGAGAGAGAGAUUCAGCUGGAAGAGGAAAAAGGAAAGAGGGACUCGCUGAAUUUCCCAGGCUCCAGAAACUUCAUUAAGGCCUCGAAUCACUGUGAGUUGACAAAGUGGAAAACGGUCAUCGGGACUCUACGUCUCCAAGGCAACAGCCUUCACAAGGAACCAAUGAUGACAUCAGCAGGGAGGAGCACUCAGAGCCCAUCCAAUGGGAAAGCAGAACACGGUCACUCAGAUAUGGAGUGCGGAGAAGAUGAACUGGAGUUUAACUGGGAUGAGUAUCUGGAGGAAACCGGAGCCUCGGCAGCUGCGCACACCUCGUUCAAACAUGUGGAGCUGAGUCUGCAGAGCAGCUUCCAGGCUGGGAUGAAGUUGGAGGUGGCCGACAGGAGUCGUGCUGAUACAUACUGGGUUGCUACCGUCAUCACAACGUGCGGCCAGCUGCUGUUGCUGCGCUACUGUGGCUACGGUGACGAGCGCAGCGCUGACUUCUGGUGUGACGUCAUGACUGCAGAGCUGCAUCCUGUGGGCUGGUGUGCGCAGAACAACAAAGUGCUGCAGCCGCCUGAAGAUAACAUUUACCUCAGAGCAGCCAUUAAAGAGAAGUACAGCGACUGGACUGAAUUUCUAGUGAAGGAGCUCACGGGCUCACGGACAGCACCAGCUAAUCUUCUUGAAGGGCCCUUAAGGGGUAAGAACACAGUGGAUCUGAUUGUCCCCGGGAGUGUGUUAGAGGUCCGUGACACCAGUGAUCCUUUCGUGUACUGGCCGGCACGCGUGCAGCGGAACGUCGGUGGCCGUCUUUGGCUCAGCUAUGUUGGAUUAGAUGAGCCUGCCUACUACGUCUGGGUUUUCUACCUAGACGUCAGGCUCCGUCCACUGGGAUGGGCCAAAGAGAACUGUCUCACAACGGAACCACCAAAAGAACUGCGUGAUCUGAGGAUUGCGGCGGAGUGGAGCGAUGCUCUUGACAAAGCCAUGUCUGCAGCCCAGGAAAAACCUCUACCUCUAGAGGUCUUUAAGGAUCAUGCUGAUUUGCGUAAACACUCAUUCAAAACGGGGAUGAAGCUAGAGAUGGUGUCACCACAAGAACCCUUCCACAUCUGCCCUGUAUCAGUCACUAAAGUGUAUAAUGAGUAUUACUUCCAGAUCACUGUGGACGACCUGAGCGGUGAAGCCUCGCCUUGCUCGGUGCUGUGUCACGCCGAUUCUCCAGGCAUCCUGCCAAUCCAGUGGUGCUUAAAGAACGGCGUCGGUCUGCAAAGGCCUAGGGGGUUUCAGUCUCAGGACUUUGAUUGGGCAGACUAUCUGAAGCACACUGGUACUGAAGCUGCCCCGGAUGCCUGUUUCCCCAGUGCGUCUCUGAGUCGGGGCUUCUGUAAGGAUACGUGGUUGGAAGCCGUAAAUCCACUUCAGCCAGCUGAAAUCAAUGUUGCACGCAUCACUCAGGUUAAAGGUCGGCUCCUCUGGCUCCGCUAUGAAGGCCUGAGCAAACCCCUCACUGAGUGUAUAGUGGAUGUUGAGAGCAUGGACAUCUUUCCUGUGGGCUGGUGUGAAGCUAACUUUUAUCCUCUAACACCUUUACGCAAAGCAGUGUGUCAGUCUCAAAAGAAGAUCGCUGUGGUGCAGCCGGAGAAACAAUUGACUCCUCCACCCAAAGAAAACAUCUCUUUAAACCAUUGUCAGUCUGUCGCCAUGGACUCAGUUUCUGUAAAUGGAAAGUACUGCUGCUCUCAGAUCUUCGUGAAUCAUCGCUGUUUUUCUGGGCCAUACCUCAACAAGGGAAGAAUCGCUGAGUUACCACAAGCUGUGGGCCCUGGCAAGUGCACACUCGUCCUUAAGGAGGUACUGACAAUGUUGAUAAACUCAGCCUAUAAGCCCAGCCGUGUUCUCAGAGAGCUACAGUUGGUGGUCGAUCCACAGUGGAACUGUCUUGAGGAAACCUUGAAAGCUAAGUAUAAAGGGAAGACUUAUCGCGCAAGCCUAAGGAUUGUAUGUUUGGCUGAGCAGGUGGCAGAUUUCUGCCGCGGAGUGUGCCUGAGACUGCAGUGCUGCCCCAACCUGUUCGGCCCCACGCUCGUCUCGGAGACGUGUCCGGAAAACUGCUCCAUACACACCAAGACCAAGUACACACAUUACUAUGGAAAGAAGAGAAAAGUGGGCCGUCCCAGUCUGGGAGUGUGCACUCAGGACGGCGACAUGGCCAAACCCGCUCGCCGCAGAAAGAAACGCAAAGCCGUCUUUGUCCAAAAGAAACGUCGCUCUACUGUUACAGGAUACCAUGCCAUGGAGUCGGCUCAGCAGGACAGUGAUGAUUUUGAUUAUUUCGAUGACGAGGAAGAGGAGGAGUCGAACAGCGGGGAAAGCUCCAGCUUGGAGCUGCGCGAGGAAGCUCCUCUGCGCUUCUCUACGCGGCGAGGCCGACCCUGCAGGUCUCUCACUCUGCCUGGGACCGGGGCAUCGACAGAGCAGCCAUCACUGCGCAGAUCCACACGCUCGCUCUCUUACACACACACCCCGGCACCCAAGCACACACAGCCGAAGACGGCGCAUACAGAGGAGCAGGAGAGUUGUCUGGUGCUAGAGAAGAAUCCUCUCGAGUGGAGCGUAUCAGACGUGGUCAACUUUAUCCUGUCUACAGAUUGUGCCUCGUUGGCCAAGAUUUUUCAAGAGCAGGACAUUGAUGGUCAGGCCUUGUUGUUGCUGACCCUCCCGACCGUCCAGGAGUGUAUGGAUCUUAAACUCGGCCCUGCUAUCAAACUCUGUCACCAGAUCGAGCGGGUUAAAGUGGCCUUCUACUCCCAGUAUGCGAAUUAAAGCUAAGACAGACUUACAUCAGUUUCUCUCAGUGGAUAAGUGCGCUUGAUACACACUGCUCAGGGGCUCUCACACCAUCAGAACGACAUCUACAGAACUGGACAUAUGCUGCAAAGGCGAAAUCACGAGGCUUUCCUGAAAAACGUCUGCUCAAGUAUGCCUUCCGAACCCCUCUGCCGUUUAUGAUGAAUGGAUUUAAUCUCAGGAUGAAAUAGAAGACUGGGGGGACAGCUCGUGAAGACGUAUAGAGUGAAGUUACGGAAAGCCGUCCAUUCUUCGUGUGUAUGUCUGAGGUUACUGAAGCAGAUUUUUUUGAAGGAUUAUUCUCAAUACCAAAAAUGAGACGGACGGACUUGCAUUGUUACAGAGUUACCUUCAUCUACAUAACAACAAAGGAUCAGUUCUACGUGUGCUGUGUUGCUUCCCUUUGGUUCUGGCUUCCGAAGCAGUUAAACAAACCUUGACAUAACUGCAUGUCCUAUACUAGGAUUUGGUUUCUUGGAUCGAUACAUUUAUAUAUUUUUUUUUUAAAAAGGCACUGAACAAAAAAAAAGAAAAAAAAAACCUGCACUGAAUUCAAGCAAUCAUACUGUACAUUGGUUAGUAUUGAACUGAAUUAAUUAUAAGAACAUAAUUAACAUUAAAAAAACAGCUGAUGUGAAAAAAUAGUUUAAUAGACUAGCAAGAUGCCUCAGAUACUCAAAAAUGAUUUUUCUCUGCGUCAUCAUUAAUUACGACUAAAAGGCAAAUUGUGAAGAAAUAUGUCCUCAUAUCGAUCUGAGGAACAAAAUCCGCUCAUGAUGUUUUAAUAGCAGAUUUAGAUUAUCGAAUUGUUGCCUUUUUUAUCACAUUGUUUUGUGUGCAAACCCGAGAUAUAGAUUUACACCCCUAGUGGAAAUGGACCAGUCAUGCAAGCUCAUGAUGCAUGCUACUGAAACUUCAAUACAUCUGGAGGAUUAAAAGUUCUGUCCACUAGGGGGCAAGUGAGAGUCAAAGCAUACCUCACCAGCUACUUACUUCUUAUUCUAGGCAAGAUGAACAGAGUUGAAUGGCAGCACCAUGAUAGGUAGUACUGUAUAUCCAGCGUUUAAACCUAGUCUAAUAGGAUGCAACAUUUCACAUUGGUAUGUUACAUUUAUUUUCACACUUUCACAAUAAGAAUGCAAAAUAUCUGUAGCAUAAGUACAUGCACAUAUGACAGCCUAAUGCCAUCACGGGAUUUCAAUGCUAGUCGGUUUCAAUAACCCGAACCUCAUCCUGAGCUGAUUCAUCGCGCGUCUGCCAUCACCGUAUUCUGACGAAUUACAAAACUUUCGAUACAUUCAUAGAUGUUAGUCACGAUCAGUGAAUCACUGGUAUUUGGGAAGCACCCAGCUGUUUAAACAUUCUUCCAUCCUUUAGUAGAGGAACUGACCUUGCAAUGAAACAUGACUUAAAGCAGUACAGAAGAACAAACAAGAACACAUAUGGAGAAACGCCCAUGUUCGUGUUAAAGAACUGUGAGUAACCACCAAAACGGUCUGAAUUUCCCUUAGGAGACCAAAUGAUAUAUUUAUACAAGUGUAAUUAGAUUUAAACAAUCAGUGUAUAAAAUGAAUAAUAUAUUUGAGAUAUUUAUUUUGGCCUGGCAAAAACAGGUGCUCUGAUUUUUUUUUUUUUUUUUGCCUUUUUUUCUUUUUCUUUUUUUUUUUAAAAAGGGACGAUACAGAUUCCCUGGUUCCUUAUUUCCACCAAUUUGUAAAAACAAAUGUUAAAAAAAAAAAAAAAAACACUGGAUACUCUAUGGAAAUGUUUCAUCAGCUAUGCAAGAACAAGACCUUUCUUUUGGUAAUUUUCUACUUUGCUCUAUGACCUAAUGCUUCCCUUGCGAAUUUUGUACAUAGGUUGUGUACUGAUUUUAUUACCUAAUAGUAAAAUCUAGUUUUAAUACAACAUUGUGAUGCACUGAAAAAAAACGAGCUGGGAGUUUCCCUUUUGUAAUGUUAUUGUUGGUGUUGUUAUUAUUAUUAUUAUUACUAUUAUUACACCAGAAAUGUAUCCUUCUCACCAAGGUUAAAAAAGGUGAUAGAAAGUAUAACCAUAUGAUGAGGACAAUGCAAAGGCAGAGAAAUCUAACCAAAAUCCUGUGACUAUUUAUACAUCGCACUAAAAUUAAACAAUUGUCGAACAAUGCUGUAAAUCACCCAUUGCCCAUAAAAGAGUGAAGAACUUUUCAGAAUGUCCUGGAGUGUUUUUAUUCAUUUUAAUAAUCUCAUCAUGGAAUGUGUUGUAAUUUAUGUUUAGCAUAUGUUUUGUUUAAUGUAACUAUACUGUACCUUUAAGGAUAGUAUUCAGCUUUAAUAAAAAUGCACAAUGUUUGCAAAAAACAACAAACAAACAAAAAAGAUAAUUGGAUUAUAGAUUGUUCUGGGGGAGAAAGUUCAUUACAUGGAAAAUCACAUGCAAAUGUUUUUUACCCAAAUAAUAGACAGGAUGAACAUGCUUCCUGUUAAGAUGAGGAAACGAGGCGAAAAACAAAUUUUAUGAGAGAUUUGAGGUUUUCAUGUAAUAAAAAUCCGCAACAUGAUUUUUUUUUAAAUGCAGUCAGCUUUUAUUUACACACUAACUUACCUAAAGCUUGAUUCUGUCCAGAGAUGAAUAACCAAAUAAGUAAAAGCUUUUUUAUAAGCAUUUUUUUAAGAAAAAAAAUUUCGAUUAUGUAAGUUUAUUCAUGCAUUAUAGAUUGAAGAAAGAAAUUUAACCAGCAAAGGAAAUGACAUAAAACAACCUUCCAAAGAAUUACUUUCAAGAGUUAUUUCAAGACAAUACAGCUGAUACUUCUGUACACUGAGUCAUAAAGAAACAAAUUCUGUCAUGGUGGAAAUUCAGCAGAAUUUACAGACAGCAGCGAGCGCAGUGAUCCAGCCCCUGUGGCUGAUAAUUGAUUGUCAGAAGGUCCUUGAAUUGAAAGUGGGUUUCCCAGCCCUGUAGACCUUUUGGCAGAAAAUCCCAGCACAAUAUGGCAAUAAAGAUAAACAAAUGUACCGUUUA
Messenger RNA from Clarias gariepinus (North African catfish), 6057 nucleotides. RefSeq names its product Scm like with four mbt domains 2 (gene sfmbt2). Gene Ontology annotation, cellular component: nucleus. Gene Ontology annotation, molecular function: histone binding; transcription corepressor activity. The transcript has 22 exons. NCBI's taxonomy places the organism in Eukaryota, Metazoa, Chordata, Actinopteri, Siluriformes, Clariidae. The record is from RefSeq and is a predicted model, not a curated record. Gene Ontology annotation, biological process: regulation of DNA-templated transcription. The coding region runs from base 163 to 3027 and encodes 954 amino acids.